GCUGUGACCCCCGUCUCCAGCAAGGCGGCCGCUCUUGGGUCUCAUCGCUAGGUGCGGAGCCGGGGAGCGGGAGUAAGUGAAUUUUUGAUCUAAUUUAAGUAUACAAUGUCUCGAAGGUAUGACUCCCGAACAACCAUAUUCUCGCCCGAAGGGAGGCUGUAUCAGGUGGAAUAUGCAAUGGAAGCUAUCGGCCAUGCUGGAACCUGUCUGGGGAUCUUAGCAAAUGAUGGUGUUCUGUUGGCUGCAGAGAGACGUAACAUACACAAGCUCCUGGAUGAAGUUUUCUUCUCUGAAAAAAUAUACAAAUUAAAUGAUGACAUGGCUUGUAGCGUUGCAGGGAUAACGUCUGAUGCCAAUGUCCUUACAAAUGAGCUGCGGUUAAUUGCCCAGAGGUAUCUACUUCAGUACCAGGAACCAAUCCCCUGUGAGCAGCUGGUGACAACACUCUGUGAUAUCAAACAGGCCUACACACAGUUUGGAGGAAAGCGUCCUUUUGGUGUUUCGCUGCUGUACAUGGGAUGGGACAAGCACUAUGGGUAUCAGUUGUAUCAGAGCGACCCCAGUGGAAACUAUGGAGGAUGGAAAGCCACAUGUAUCGGCAAUAACAGUGCUGCUGCAGUUUCUAUGCUGAAACAAGACUUCAAAGAAGGAGAAAUGACUUUGGAAUCAGCACUUGCAUUAGCAAUUAAAGUGUUGAAUAAGACCAUGGACGUUAGUAAACUAUCAGCUGAAAAGGUGGAAAUUGCAACACUGACCCGAGAAAAUGGAAAAACCCGCAUCAAGGUUCUGAAGCAGAAGGAAGUGGAGGUUUUGAUUAAGCAGCAUGAGGAAGAAGAGGCAAAGUCUGAACGUGAGAAAAAAGAAAAGGAGCAAAAAGAGAAGGAGAAAUAGAACUGCAAAUUAAUUGAGCUGCAGGUUCGUGUUCCAGUAAAACCAGAAGUUUGUUGGAAAUUCAAACGACUGCAGCGUUUUCAGGAGAGAAUUAGGCGAACCAGACACAACCAAACUACUUGUACACUUCGCACACCAAUUGUAUAUGCACUAGGAAUUACCACAUGGGUUUUUAAAAUAAAGAAUAAAGACAAAAAAAA
Molecule: messenger RNA, 1091 nt
Organism: Chiloscyllium plagiosum (whitespotted bambooshark)
Lineage: Eukaryota; Metazoa; Chordata; Chondrichthyes; Orectolobiformes; Hemiscylliidae
Gene: psma4
Product: proteasome 20S subunit alpha 4
Biological process (GO): ubiquitin-dependent protein catabolic process
Cellular component (GO): proteasome core complex, alpha-subunit complex; proteasome core complex
Source: RefSeq, a predicted model, not a curated record